Messenger RNA from Cuscuta campestris, 5599 nucleotides. NCBI's taxonomy places the organism in Eukaryota, Viridiplantae, Streptophyta, Magnoliopsida, Solanales, Convolvulaceae. The record is from the annotation of a GenBank genome assembly.
GAAAUAUUUUCUAUAGAAAUAUACAAGAUUAUUAUUAUCCCAAAUUUUAAUCUUUAUAUUUUAUACUACUAUAAUCUUUACUAGCAUAAAGAUUGUGGUAGACUCCGGCGUUGUUCGUGUGUCAAAGUUGGAGACCGGACGCUUGAACGGUUACGUUUGCACUUUCAACGCUCUUCCUACGACUUCUUCGUUUUUACUGCUUACCGAGAAAGAUUCUGACUUUGCCGGAUGCAAAGUUGACCGGAAGUGUACAUCUGGUACUCUCUGAAUUCCUUCAUAUGGAGAUUCGCUUCAAGCAUGAAGAAGAAGUUCUUGAAUUCUACAAGAAUGGAAAAGUCUCAACCAUUCAAUCUAAGAAGAAUCCACAGAGGACGAUUCAAGUCAUUGAGUCCACUGUUAGAGGCGCCAAAGUGAAGAUCUCACAGAUGAAGUUGAAGAAGAAGCUCCAUCUUCCCAACUCUGGAAUUGACAUUGGGAAGCUCUCGUCCAAAAAUCUAGACUGGAAGACAAUUGAGAUGUCUGGACAAAUCCCCUCUGGCCCAGCAAAGAAGGCCGAUUUGAAGAAUGACUAUAAAUUAGUCUUAGAGCUGGUCAUUGCAUGUCUAGAAUGUGGUAGUGGAGGACAUGCAGAUGAUAUAACCCAGGAAAGGGCUUUCAUCAUCAACGCCCUCAUUACCAGGACUAAGGUAAAUUGGGCUAAACACUUCUUCAAUUCAGUUUCCAAGCACUUAGGGAAGCCCAAGCAGAAGUAUCUCUGUCAAGGUUUAUACCUUGGACAUAUUCUGGAAUCCUUGGGUGUUGCCUUUGAAGGCAAGAAGUAUGAUGCCAGAUAUUGGUUGUACUAUCUGUCAACCAAGGGUGAAAACAGAGCUAGUUCUACUACAGAAGAUGAAGGUUCUUCAGACAAUGUUCUGAUUGUGAGUCUGAAGAAAUCCUCAAAGAGGAAGCAAGUGGUAUCUUCCUCCCCCAGUGCUGAAGAAGCACACACCCUUGUAGUGGUUAAUCUUGAUGAAGAAGAAGAACUCUCUGCUCAAGGAGAACUUCAGAAGAAGAAGAAGAAGAAGAGAAGAAUUUCCUCUCCCUCUACAUCUGGAAAUGCCAAUCCGGAUAACUUGGUGCAGAAUGAACCAAAUGAGGAAGUCUCUCCAAAGGACCACUGUCCUCAACAGCUUGAUGUAGAAACCUGUGUUGGAACACGGGUUUACGCCUAUGUCGUACUAAGCCGUGUUCGUUUUAUGACAGGAAUAGGUGAAGGGCACUCAACCACACGGCCACCUCUUUUUGAUGGAACCAACUAUACAUAUUGGAAAGAACGAAUGAGAAUCUAUAUUCGUUCUACGAACUUCCAAUUAUGGUUAGUUAUCAAAAACGGGGAAGAGGUGCCGAUGAAGAAAAUCGAGGACAAAUUGAUCCCAAAGACCGAAGAUGAAUUUGAUGCCGAGGACAUCAAAAAAGUUGAGAAUUAUGCAAAGGAAAUAAACAUUCUUUAUUGUGCCGUAAAUCCUAAUGACUACCGCAAAAUCUCUUGCUGCUCAACCGCCAAGGAGAUGUGGGACAAACUUGAGGUGACGUACGAAGGAACGGACCAAGUACGUGAAGCCAAGAUCGACUUCCUCACCCAAGAGUAUGAGAUGUUUAGAAUGAAGGAUCACGAGAAGAUCGACAAAAUGUUCGACCGAUUUUCCAAGAUUGUUAACGACCUUCAUGCGUUGAAGAAGACUUACACCGACAGGGAUCUUGUACGAAAGAUCCUACGGAGCUUGACAUCCGAAUGGCGAUCUAAGGCCAAUGCCAUCUAUGAGUCAAUUGGCACGUCAAAUGUCACCAUCUACGGUUUAAGAGGUAAUUUAAAAACUUAUGAAUCUACUAUACUUAACCCGUCUUUGAAUGACCAAAGGAAAGGCAUAUCAUUAAAAGCUGUCAAAGAAUCAACGAUGAACGAUUCAAGUGACGAUGAUGAAGUGAAGCUGGUCAUGAAGAAGUUUUGUAAACUUCUAAGGAAGAAAGAGAAGGUUGAGGAUGGUCCUGUGUGCUAUGGAUGUGGUGAAGCCGGGCACAUCAAGAACAAAUGCCCGAGAAGCGAAAGGAGUGCUCGUCACUUCAAAAAGCAAAAAGCAUAUAUCUCGUGGGGUGGCGACUCCGGCGACGAGUCAACCGACCAAGAAGAGGAUGAAGCCGCCAACCUUUGUCUCAUGGCACACAAGGACCAAACCGACGAUGUACAAGAGGGCAGGGCUGCUACCUCCGGGAAAUCAAAGUCUAAAUCCCGGGCACCGUCAACCAACUCCGAGGAGCGCCUCUACUGUGGUGACGGAUCGUACCUCUGGUUCGAUUCCGAGGAGGAGCGCACCCGCUUUCUCACCUUCUUCUCUAAACGGGUUGUGGCUCCCCCACGGAUCAUCCUAGAGCACUACCCGGAGCUGCAAGGCUACGACGACCUCGACGCGCAGCUUCAUCAAGCAGGCCUUUGGCCGUUCAUCUCUCGGGCGCGAAAGGAGAUCAACCCGGCGCUGAUCCGGGCCUUCUACUCUAGCCUCCGGCGUGAGGACGACAUGCUCUACUCGCUUGUCAAGAGCACGCCGAUUGAGCUCACCGUGGAGCAUCUUGGGCGUAUCGCUGGCCUCCCCUUCCAAGGCGAAGACGUCUCCCACUAUGGCGGAGAAGACUGGGUGCUCAACAACGAGGGUAAUAUCCUCAACGAGCUUGGCAUCACCGAGCUCAUCCGCCAUGCCUCGGGCCGCCCCACCAUCCACUCCGCUAACCUCGAAGGCCGUCUCGUUCUCUACAUCGUGUCCCGGAUCAUCAAACCCCGGAAGCACGGCCACAUAAUCAUGUCCGGUGAGGACCUCAAGCUCAUCCAUGCGAUCAUGCACUCGGCCCCAAUCAAUUGGGCAAAGUUUGUCAUGAUCAACAUGACGAUUGCCGCGUCCACCGACCACGACCACCUCCUCCCGUACCCGUUCGUGGUGAUGGACAUCCUUGAACGGUUCAAGGUAAUCACCACCGUUGGCCCGCUCACUAAGGCUGUUGGAACACACUUUGCACGCGGACAAAGAAAGCGCUCCCGCACCGGAAAGAACGUUGGCUCCUCCUCGGCUCCUCCACCACCACCGGCGCACAAAUACCUUGACGGGUCGUUCCUUUGGUUCAACGACCGCGAAGAGGCUGCGAGGUUCUUGGAGAAGUUUGAGCACCGGGAAAUUCUCCCUCCCCGGUUCUCCACCGCCCGCUUUAUUCAUGAUUCUAUUCCACGUGAGGCACGGGUUAUUCUCGAAGGUGGAAACUUCCUAGACCUCCUCUACAUCAAGAAGGCUCAUUAUCACCCUUUUCUUGUUCGAGCUUUCUACUCGAACUUGAAAAAGGAUGAGGACGGAGCGUUGAUUUCUAACGUCAACGGGGUGGACAUCUAUUUGAAUGAGGAAAACAUUCAAAUCCUCACCGGGCUUCGUCGGGAUGGACAGGAUCUCGGGCUCUACGUCAGAGAAGAAGGAGCACGGUUCAACGAGACCGCCCUCUUGGAGGAAGCCACGAAGCUUUGGACGAUCAGCGCUCAAACCUUCACCAAGCGGUCGGACAACGCCGCGCCUGCCACUGCCGCGCCACGCCGCACUGCCACUGCCGCUGGCCCAGCCGAACCCCAGGCCCGGGCCAACCUCGCCUCCAUCGCCGACUCCCUCAACCGGCUGCACUUCAAAGUUGACGGGAUGGAUGGCUACCUUGAGAGGCUUGACGAGGCGGUCCAACGCCAAGGGUACGCCAUGAACGCGUACUUCCAACGCGUUAACUACGUCCCCCCACCGUACCAUGGCAUGUUCUUUGGGCAAGUGUACGGUGACGAGGACGAAGACGAUGCCUCCUACGCCCCGUCAAGCUCUCCGGACGAAGAUGAGUUCGACGAUGCCAUCGAUGGGGAUGAGAUGGACCUCUACUAUGUUUGGAGAGCUUGGAAGGUUGGAAACUCUGUAGAUCAGUUGCUUGAAUGGGAUCAACAACUGGAAAAUGAGAAGAUCAUCAAGAGGUGUCUAGGACUGCCAAUCAAUUGCUUCUCUGGUAAUCAAACUGAAAACCAGGCUGAGAACAUCAUUGCUGAAGCACAGACUGACAUGGAAGCCGCAGCAGAAGAUUUCCAAGUCUUUCCGGAAACCUCCCCCGCUUUUGAUACUGUUCUUCCUGAUGCUAAGUCCACUCCUCCAGAAGAUACAGAGGAAGAAGCUCAGGAGGAACCAGUAGUAGAAGCACUGAGAAGCUUUGAAGAAGCUGAAGAAGGAGCUCAAAUAGCUAGGCUGGAGGCCACUGAAACUCCAGUUGCUAUUUUUGAGCAACAACCUGAAGAUGCAGAAAGAGAUUCCCUCUCUAGGGAUAUCUCAAACUAUGGGAAUGAAGAAACAGAGGAAGAGUCAUUGAAGACCCUGAGGAUUGAUGAAGAAGAGGCUGAGCAAGGCGAAGAUGUUGAAUCCCUCCCACUGCAACUCUAUCAAAGGGUGCCUUCUUCAAAUCAGGUAACCAACUUUCACAGCUCUUCCACAUCUACCUUUCCGGAUGAGAUGCCGGAAUCCUGGACCAAGAAGAUCCAAGGGUUGAUUCAGUCAGCCCUAGAGUCUCAGAAAGCCUCUUUUAGGCAAGAACUGGAUACAAUAGAAGAGAGACAUAAUCAAACUCUAAAGAAGACUGAAGAGAAAUUUAGCUCAAACCUCAAGGAGAUAAGUCAAUCUCUAGACAAGACUCUUGAGAUCAUUUCUCUAUUCAAUAAUUCAGUAAGCAAUUCCAUGAUGGCUUAUGCCUCUGAUUGCCAUCUUCAACUCAAACAAGCCAUGGAAAUCAAGCAACAGAUUGCCAGUAUCACAACUAGUCUUCAGAAGAAGAUGUCACUUCUCCAGAUGGACAUCAGAUCAGCUAUGGCAGUGACAUCAGCAAACCAAGUGGUAACUCAAGAUUACCUAGAGGUUCUUGCUGACAAUCAGAAGGAAGCAUUCAAGCUUUUCAGGCACUUUAGAACCUUCACUGCCAAACACAAACUGGAGGUGAUUGUCCAACCCAAAAGUUUACCUCCAAUCCCAAAGCUUCCGAUUGAAGCCAAACUAGGAGAACUUGCGUACAUUCCAACUCAUCUGAACAUGACGAAACUGAUCUUGGAAGCCCAUAAGAGCAAUCUGGAGAACUUGAUUCAACAUCUGUCAAACACUGAGUUUGAUGGAACAGAAGUUUUAGGAACCAUUGCCUCCCACUUCACAAAUGAUGUUCAGACAAAGGAGAGAUAUAAACAAUCUCAAGCGCAUCAAGGAAGAAUGUGGAGUUAUGCAAGGCAUUGGUGAGGCUGCUGGAUCAUCCAAGCGCAAGAAGAAUUAAAGGUUCUUUUCAUCAAAACAGGGGGAAGUCUUGAAUAGAUUAUUUUGUUUUGAUGAAAACACCUUUUUGUUUAAACAUUAGUUUUUCUUUAAACAUUUUUGAUAUAUCUCUUAAUUAUGCUUGAACAUAUUUCUUUUAAGUAUGAUUUUUGAGAUUUAUUAUUGAGUGCAUACAUUCAGGGGGAAUGUAAUUCAGGGGGAACAUAACUUUUUUGGCUAAUAAUUGUUUUUGGUAAUGAACUACUGAUGAACUU